AUGAGCGACAGUUCCAAGGAACACUCCAAGUCCAUCACUGGCAAGCUUCCCUUCCGUCCUCGAGAUGAGCCCGAUGACUAUAUGCCUCCUGUUCGUCGCCAUUGGCUGAACAAAGAGGUUCUCCGGAGUGCCAACAUGCUGCCUGAUGUCCUUAGCAUUGCCGAAUAUGACAAUGAAGGGUUUGAGCGCGAUGAGCCCGCCGGCAUUACCCUUGCUAAAAAGGUCACAAUAAACCCUCGUGAAUAUUGGAUCAAGCGGCAUGACCCAGGCGUCAAAGUCCGCCCAAUGGACCGGGUCUCCUACAGCACCUCGGGCAAGGAGACCGUGGUCUUGACCAAUGCUUGGCCCAUUCUCGCCUUCCCCAAGAAGCCCGUCUACCAGUACGAGGUCAAUCUCCACCACAACUUUCAGGAUGAAGAAGAUCGUCGGGCUCUGAAGCGUGCGUUUAACUGCAAGACUCGCAGGGAGAAGCUGCCUGACGCCAUAUUUGAUGGUGCUCGUACUGCCUGGUCGACUCAUUACUUCGGUGAACUUUACGAAGUCAUGAAGUUCACAGGUGGUAAGACUCGCAUGGUGGGCACUCGUCAGGAUCUUCAUGGAGUCGAUGUUGAAGUUCGCUUCAUUUGUCGCCGCAAGGUCUAUUUGAACGUGAUCAAUGCCUGGCUACAGAAGAAGCGUGUGCUUGACGAGUAUGUCAUUGAUGGUCUCAAUUUCCUGGACCACCUCCUUCGCCAUGGUCCUAGCCAAAAGCAGACUGUGCAGAAGCGCGCUUUCUUUUUCAACACUUUAAAAGAUCACCCUGAGACUAGUAAAUGGGAGCGUGAUUUCGAAUUUGGUCUUCAUGGUGGGAAGGAUGCCUACGGAUUUGGUCCCCAUGGCUUUGCGACCUGCUACCAAGGAGUAAUCCAGAUGAUCCGACCAUGCGUUUCUGGCUUGCUACUCAAUGUGGACACAGCCCAUGCGGUCUUCUGGCCUCGUGCAAAUCUUCUGUGGAUCUCCCGACGUUUUGUCGAAGCCAGGACAGUCAAUGAGUACAAUUUCCUCCACCCAACAAAAAACCAGAAAGGUGAACGCGAACUGAGUCAGCGACUUCUUCGGCUUGAUGAUAAGCUCCGUCGACUUCGGGUGACGCCAGACAACUACCCAUCCAAGUUCAACGGAUCUUACACUAUCAAGCGCGUGGUAAAUCAAAACGCCGAAGAAUACAUGAUCGACUACAAAGAUGGGGCCACUGGAAAGGUGACAAAAAUGUCGGUCGACCAAUACUAUUUGAAGCGCUAUAACUACGAGCUUGAUGAGCCCCAGGCCGUGCUCGUUGAAAUGGACCGUCAUGGCGUCGUCUUUCCCCUCGAGUGUCUCAAAGUCGAGAAAUUACAACGUUGGGAAAGUAAACUCACUGAUGUUGAGACGGCAAAUAUGAUCAAAUUCACUGCCAAGAAGCCUUCCCAUCGUCUCGACAUGAUUCGCAAGUGCAAGGGUCUCCUGGACCACGGGCAUGAUCCUCAUCUGCUGAACUACGGUCUUCAUAUCGGUAAAGACAUGAUAAAGACCAAGGCUCGCCUUCUUCCAAACCCUGAAAUUCAGUUUGGCAAUGGUAAGCACAAUCCUGGUACCUCGGGGCGAUGGGAUCUACGAAACCGAAAGUUUCUCAAGGCAAACAAACGCGAACUUUCCCACUGGGGUAUUGGAUACUGGUCUGGACGUCCAGGAUUCACUAUUUCUGGCAAGGAAGUCGAAGCCUGGCUCGAGACAUUCCUGCGAAUCUACCGUGGUCAUGGAGGCCAGGUUCGCAAUCGCCCUGGCGUGGUCAUGCAACUUAAGACUAGCAGCCCCGAGGAUGCCUGUGAGGAUCUGUACAAGGCUACCAAGACCUUUUACGGCCGUGAGCCUCAGCUUCUUAUCAUUAUUAUCCCUUCUUUGGAUUCAUGGCACUACACUCGCAUUAAGCGCUGCGCCGACACUGUCUACGGUGUCCCCUCGCAGGUGCUGCAGAGCAAGCGUGUCAUUGGAAACAGCCCCCAAUACAGCUCCAAUGUUUCCAUGAAGAUAAAUGCCAAGCUUGGUGGUGUUACAUCUCGCGUGAACCCUAGCAUUCCACGCCGAGGCCUCCCACCCAAGUCCGCUAUCAUCGGCGCCGAUGUCACUCACCCUUCAGCAGGUGUGCUUACUCCGUCUUUGGUAGGUAUGUGUAUCUCCAAUGAUAUUAAUGGAGUUAGCUACAUGGGCAAUGGCGAAGGCAACGGUGAUCGGGUGGAGAUAAUCAAGGAAGUCUCCAUGCGUAUCAUCCUUAAGCCUCUGAUUUUGGAGUGGGCAAACACUCUCGGUGGCGGCAAAUACGUUCCUGAGAAGAUCUACUACUUCCGCGAUGGAGUUUCUGAGUCCGAGUACGUCGAAAUUCUGAAUAAGGAAGUCCCGUCCCUUCGCCGGCUCAUCGGGGAGUGCCAGGCGAUCAUUAACAAGGAUCCUGACGAUACCGUCUGGCGUGGCAAGAUCUUGGUUGUUAUUGCUAAUAAGCGCCACCACCUUCGUGUCUGGCCAAAUCCCAAGGAUCUCAAGGCCGCUGACAAAAACGGCAACCCUGUCCCCGGAACCCUGAUUGACCGGGAUGUGACCAGCCCUCAUGGGUACGACUUCCUUCUGUAUUCUCACCUGGCUCUCCAGGGAACUGCUCGCCCAGUUCACUACAAGGUCAUGAUGGAUGAGAUCGGCCUCAAGCCCGAGGAGUUGCAGAAUAUGAUCUAUGAGCAGUGCUAUCAGUACAUUCGCUCGACUACUCCGGUCUCGGUUCACCCUGCUAUCUACUAUGCUCAUCUGAUCACUGCUCGCGCUCGUCAUCAUGAAUGCUUCGACCCCUCUGACGGCCCUCGCAGCGGCGCCAAGGUCAAUCCUAUGACCCCACGUCCUCCUCGUGGCGAUCCCAAAGAGCCGAAAGAGUUUUUGAUGACGAUGAAGGGUACUGCUGAGAAUCGUCUUCCCUACACCAUGUGGUGGAUCUAA
Messenger RNA from Penicillium chermesinum, 2997 nucleotides. Its product is annotated as putative eukaryotic translation initiation factor eIF-2C4. Gene Ontology annotation, molecular function: RNA binding; protein binding. The coding region runs from base 1 to 2997 and encodes 998 amino acids. NCBI's taxonomy places the organism in Eukaryota, Fungi, Ascomycota, Eurotiomycetes, Eurotiales, Aspergillaceae. The transcript has 6 exons. The record is from RefSeq and is a predicted model, not a curated record.